Molecule: messenger RNA, 282 nt
Organism: Exophiala spinifera
Lineage: Eukaryota; Fungi; Ascomycota; Eurotiomycetes; Chaetothyriales; Herpotrichiellaceae
Product: U6 snRNA-associated Sm-like protein LSm6
Exons: 1
Coding region: 1-282 (93 amino acids)
Biological process (GO): mRNA splicing, via spliceosome; maturation of SSU-rRNA
Cellular component (GO): U4/U6 x U5 tri-snRNP complex; sno(s)RNA-containing ribonucleoprotein complex; P-body
Molecular function (GO): RNA binding
Source: RefSeq, a predicted model, not a curated record
AUGGAAAACCACAGCGCACCCGCAGAACCUAAAGACCCCGCGAGCUUCCUCUCCUCCAUCAUUGGUGUCCCGGUAACGGUCAAGCUGAACUCGGGACUCGUGUACAAGGGCGAACUACAGUCUGUGGACGGGUACAUGAACAUUGCGCUGGAGAAAUGCACCGAGUACGUCAACGGGCAGUUACGGAGGAGUUAUGGUGAUGCUUUUGUAAGAGGGAACAAUGGUGAGUCUCCCGUUGUGGGCCAUGGCAUGGAACAAGUUUUCAAAAAUGCGAGAAGCUGA